ACUUGCAGCGCUCUCCCCUGGCCGCAACCUGGUCCUCCUAGCCGGGGAUGCAGCGCCUUGCUCGGGCAAAAGUCGGACGAGCGGCUGGGCUCUCAUCCGCAGUGGACCCAUGAAAGACAUCUGACACAAGCACAGAUGGGAUGAAAAUGCGGCGGCACAGGGUGUUCUUGCUGUGCACGGUGGGCCUGUGCGUCAUCUCCUUCCUGCACUACUACAAGGCCCUCCACUAUGUGUCAUUAUUGCGCGAGCUCUCUGCGCCGUACCCCAACAUCAAGUCCUUCAUCAUGGUCACCGGGUUCUUCUGGCAGGAGAAGGGAGCCGGGACCGGGACGCCACUCGGCACCGCGUCCCCCGAGGAGCCGCCCCCGCUGCCGGUCCUCCGUCCGUCCAAGGCCAGAGGGGGCGCUCUGGUGGGGCUGGCGGCAGAGGGGGACGGGGUGGCGGAGGUGGAGUUGGCGGGGACCGGCGCUAUGGGCAGCGCGGGACUGGAGAUGAGGAUUAGGGAGGUGCCGGCGCCUCCUCGCCCUUGGAAGGAACCGGAUGAGAACCUAAGGGAGGAUGUUCCACCUCAGGUGCAACAGGAAGACCACCUUCCUCCACGGAAUCCCACUCACCCACCCCCACAACCCGCCCACCCGGCAUCGCCCCUCAAGGCCGGACCACCUUCGGACCCGUCCGAAUCCUUGGGAGACCUGCACACACGCACUUACCUGCUGCAGGACGACAAGACGUCGUACUUUGCUAGAACCCGAGCCGGAGCGCUCUGCUUCCGGCGGGGCACCGAGCGGGCGGCGUCGGGGAGGCCGGCCGCCCCGGUGCCGUCGGGCAACGGAAACCUCUGGAGGUCCAGCAGCAGUCUUCUAUCGCCCCCAAAUCCAAGACCAGGGCGACGCGGGGGCAGGCGGCUAGUGAAGUGCGUGUGCCGGCCCGGGUGGCACGGACCCUACUGCGGGGUGCCCACCAUGGUGUAUCACUCCAACCUGCCCACCAAGGAGCGACUGACUCCCAGAGAGACGCCCCGGCGCGUCAUCAACGCCAUCAACGUCAACCACGAGUUUGACCUGCUGCACGUACGCUUUCACGAACUGGCGCAGGCGGUGGACCUCUUCCUCGUAUGCGAGUCCAACUUCACCGCCUACGGGGAAAAAAGACCUCUCAGUUUUCUGCGUCUGCUCCUGAACGGUACGUACGACUACGUGCGCCACAAGAUCCUGUACGUGUUCCUGGACCACUUCCCCGAGGGGGGCCGGCAGGACGGCUGGAUCGCGGACGACUACCUUCGCACAUUCCUGACGCGCAACGGGAUGUCGCGGGUGCUGGGGGCCCGGCCCGAUGACGUCUUCGUCAUCAACGACGCCGACGAGAUCCCGGCUCACGAGGGCCUCCUCUUCCUCAAAUUGUUUGAUGGCUGGACGGAGCCCUUCGCCAUUCACAUGCGCAAGUCUCUGUACGGCUUCUUCUGGAAGCAGCUGGGCUCCCUAGAGGUGGUGUCGGGCUGCACGACGGGGAUGCUGCGCGAAGUCUACGACGGCGACGGCAUCAAGCUGCGCCGCCGCGAGUACUACACCAUGCCGGGUUUCCGCAAGUACGAGAACGACACGGGCCACAUCCUGGUGCAGUGGUCCCUGGGCAGCCCCUUCCACUUCGCCGGCUGGCACUGCUCGUGGUGCUUCUCGCCCGAGGGCAUCCUCUUCAAGCUGGUGUCGGCUCAGAACGGCGAUUUCCCCCGCUGGGGCGACUACGAGGACAAACGCGACCUGGGUUAUAUCCGCCAGCUGAUCCGGAGCGGCGGCUGGUUCGACGGCUCCCUGCAGGAGUACCCGCCCGUGGACCCCAAAGAGCACAUGUACGCCCCCAAGUACAUGCUGGACCACUACUCGCGAUACCGCUACCUCCUGGAAAACCCGUACGCCGGACAGCGUUGACUGGAGCGCGCAGCCUGGACGCAACCACUGGAUUUACGCAAGCGCUUGUCCCCCCCCAACCCCCCCCGCCGUGACCGCUCACCGCCUCUCUUUUGUGUAUGUCUGUAUGUGCGGCGUAUCGAAGUUGACGUCUUCCUGUCGCGUUUGGAGACUUCCCACACAGACACACGCACACACCCUGCUGAAAGAUGACGCACACUCAUCCCACAUGGACUUUCCUUCUUAUGUGCUGAUGCGCGCGUUUAAAAGGGAGAUUUCGCUGUUACUUUUCCCCCAUGAGAAUUGCAGGUGUGCGCGUGUGUCUGUGUGAACUACUUUUUGUGUGUUUGACCCAUCAGUCGGGAGUAUGUGCACACACGUGCGUAUGCGUGUGUGUUUGAGAUGGAUGUGUGUGUACAUGUCUUGAGUUUGUUUCGUGGUGAUUGGGUUCCUUUUGCCAUAUGAGAAUUGCCGGUGUGUGUGUGUGUGUGUGUGUGUGUGUGUGUGUGUGUGUGUGUGUGUGUGUGUGAAGUAGGCAAGACGACUUUUGUCUCCUUGGAAACUAACGUGUAACGGGAAGAUGAGUGGGCAGUUUCUUUUGUGAGCGCGUGCGCUGGAGUUGUUGAUAUCGGGUCACGGCUGAUUGCAUCGUCUUUUGCCUCUUCACAUCAACAUUAGUCAUUCAGUUUCAACUUGUAUAAGUUGUUAGUCACAGUCUCAUUGUACACACACCGGUGGACACACAAAACACACUAAAAGACACCCUAACAGAAAAAAAUUCACACACACACACACACACACAUAUAGGCACUAAAAAGCACAACUAGACACUGGUGGAUGCGCACUCCCUUACAGUGCCUCUAUGGCAGGGACAGCACAGAACAGGACAGCCGUUAGUUACCAUGACGACAGAAGACAGGAAAGGACAGUGGUUACCCUGGCAACAGAAAACAGGACCUUGGUUACCAUGGUGACAGAAGGCAGGCUAGUACGGUGAUUCGUUACCCUGGCAACAAAAGACAGGUCAAGAUAGUGGCGACCAUGGUGAUGAAAGACCGCACUGGAUGGUGGUUAGUUACCAUGACAACGGGAGAUGCAGCAGGGCCGUGGUGACUGUUGACAGAAGACAAGAUUAUUAUUUCAGAUGAGGACAGAAGACAGGACAGGACGUUACGUGAGUUACCAUGGUGACCAAAGGCGGGUCAGGACAGCGCAGGACAGUGGUCAGUCACCAUGGUGGCAGGUGAAAGGUCAGUGGUUACUCACCAUGAUGGCAGAAGACAAUGCUUUAGUUAUUUUGGCAUCCCAUUCGUCAGUAUUUGGAAAGUAUGACAUUUAUCACAAAGGGAAUGCCUCGGUCGCCGCGGAAACGCAAACAUGCCAAUAAAGCCGGCCCCCAAGGCUUUUGGCCGCGCAAGCUGCAAUCAAGCCGUAACAUCUGCGCGUUAGCGUAGCACGCGUGGUGUGCCGAUGACCCGCGUGGUCUCGUGUGGCCUACCGCCGUCACCGCAGCGACGGCGCUGUCCAUGAAUUCCCAGCAUGCCGAUGACGUGACGUCAUCAUGUUAGCGUUUAGCUUUUGAGGGAAAAAAAAAUUCCAAUAAAAUGCUAACGUCAUUUCAUCUGAAAUAGUUAAGUAAUUCAAUUUAACUUCCAUUAGAUAUGAAGUUAAAAUUACGAUUACAUUAAAAUAAACGUUUUUAAAAAAUGAAUGAAUGAAAAUCACAAAAUAUGAAGCUUUGACUGUUGCCUUCUUAAAACCUUUCUAUUCAACCGAAACUUUUACAUUUAAUUUAAGAUAAAGCUUUAAAAUAAUUUCAAAGAAUAUUCAAAAAGAAAAUAAAUGUGAAAUUAAAUUAUUUCAACAUUUAGUUCCAUUAAAUCGAAAAUGGUUUGAUGAUCAUUGAUUUAAAUUGGGACAAUAUUGAAACCGUGUUUUUCUUUCUUCCUUUUUUAAUUUAAAUUAAAGAUGACAGCUGGGAUAUUCUCCAGCACUCCCGCGACCCUUGUGUGGAUAAGCAGAUCAGAAAAUAAAAGGAUGGUUGGACGUUAUCCAGUUAGGAAACAAAUGUACUGUUAAACAAAAUUGUAUUUUAAAAAUGAAGACAUUUUGAGUCAUUCAAAAACGCAUGAACUUGCAUCACCUGACACUGAGCGACUGGUUCGAGCGUCUGCCUCACAGUUCUGAGGACCGGGGUUCAAAUCCUGGACCCACCUGUGUGGAAUUUUCGUGUUCUCCCCGUGGUUGUGUGGGUUUUCUCCAGGUCCUCUGGUUUCCUCCCAUGUUCCAAAAAUGUGCACAGUCGGUCGAAUGAAGCAACACUAGUGAGGAUAAGCGGCUGAGAAAAUGGAUGGAUCGGUGGAAUUUUUAACAACUGUCACAAUACGUCAUAAAUUCACGUGACUUUUGUUUACAUGGCCAUAUUGCCGGUCAAGCUAAGCAUUGCUCAAUGCUAAGUCGGUUGGAGAUGACACAGAAAUUUGUCUUGUAGCACGACGCCCAGAGUCCUGUCCGAUACUGUCAGACAUUUAGAAGGUGAAAAUAAACGACGGUACAUGGAAAAAUUAGAUGAACUCGGCAUAGAGGACCUGUAUUUAAUGCCAAAGUUGAUGUUUUCCCCGGUAAGAAAUUGGACUGUUAAUUCGCUUCCGCUUGUCUCGGACAAACUGGAUGUACACGUGGAUCUGGUGACUAAGUCGUCGAGAUUUACACGGAAAAGUUUGAAAGCAUAGAAAAGUCUGGACGCAUACAAAUACUUCGUUGUUGGAUCUGUUCUCAAUCAGGAGUAAAUCCCACACAGUGACGGUUUUGAUGGCUCGUGAACGCGGAAGUGUGUUCGGCCAAACGUUAUCCUUUGCCGGAAUCCAUUAAUCUUUUCAGCGAGUAUUCAAUACAAAUACCAAUAUUUUAAUAAAUGACCCCUGGUUUUACACAAACUCGCAUUCAUUAACUAUGAUUGAAAAAAUAACAGGAUGGAGUCGUCUCCUUGGAACAUACACGGAAGCGAUUGCAGACAAACAGUUUUUUUUGAACACGCAUUGUUCUCAAAUGAGCCAACUUAUAAAUACUUUUUGGGAAUUUGAGAAUGAGAAGAAUAAUUCCUCCCUGAAAUCAAGCGAUAGCUACACAGGUGUGUGAGUAUUUUUGUUUGGCGCCAUCCAUCACGUUUAAUUGCCGAAGUCUGUCGAUCUUUUCUGGUCUUUUCAGAUGGUAUGGUAUGGUAUUAUUUAUUGUAAAUAUUCUCCUUCGGUUCAUUGUCGAGCAGCUCUGUUUGACGGACGAUAUGGCGCCGUGAAAAUGGUGACGUCACGUGCACGACCUCGAUAUCAAAAAAGGACCAGUUUGCGAAAAUUGUUUCCUUUACUUGUCCGUGUUCCCGUCUCUUGGAGUCUUCUUGUUUGUGGAAUUUGUCUUGUUUUUUUUCCUCCUUGUUUUCCAAAAACAUCGAAAAAUGAUGACGGCAACAAUAACGAUUGAAAAUUCUUUUCGUCGUAAAGUGUCCAAACACAAAAAGCCAAAGAAAAAAUCGGUUCGCUCUCUCUUUGAGGCUUCGUUUAUUUAUUUAUCUCGGCUGCCAAACGGGAAAUCAAUCAAAGCGCUAAAAGCGCAAAACGAGGUUGCGAGAAUCGAGUGAUGCUAAUGGAGUUAAACUGUUUUGCAAGCCGGCGUCACAAUCAAUAGGUUGCAGCUCUCAAUCACGGGCUUUGCGGUUGAGAUUGUUUUAAAGUCCGUUAACCCUUUCGCCGUCUGUACGCCGUUGUGUCUUUUCCACGUUCUUUAAGCCUCAAAUUGACACAAAAAAAGUGUGUGUGUGCCUGCAAUUCUCAUGUGCUAUCCCUCCAAUCCAUCUUUUUUUUUCUAAACAAUCCUAUUGUCAAAGAUUUCUCUUGACGACCGUCUUUAGUGACUUUUUAUUAAGGUGGCGUGAUCGUCAGUUUCCGUGGCAACCAACAGAUGGAGGCGGGGGUCAGAGGGGAAAAAAAUGGAGCGUGGGAGGGAAGAAAUUCCACACAAUCAUUGAUUUAUUUUUUUGCACUUUUUAUUUUUAUUUUCGAACAUUGAUUAAAUGUUCGCUUAAGACGGAAAACACAGAGAGAGAGAGAGAGUGUGUUUGUGUCUGUUUCUAUUUAAAUUUUUGGUGACAAGGCAUCUACUUGGCAGCUUCAUAUUUAAUAUCUUUCUUAGGUGGCGUGUAUUGUGUGUGCGUGUGGACGUGCCCUCACACAUCUUUUACCUCCCCCAAGGCACUAAACUCGGCGCAACCAAUCGCUGAAGCGCUCUGUGAUUGUUGCGGAUGACAUCACUUCCUGUGCUUGGGGGUCUCCAAACCUGUUUUGUGUUGUUUUCUGACGCAUUUUAACGGUGAGUGAAUGCACCUUACUGAUUUGUGUUGUCGUUGUGUAACACACUUGAUGAUAAUAUUGGGUUGUUAACAGGGUUUUUUUUUUUUUAAUCCCCGCUAUGUUUGUGUUGCUGAAGCAAAUCGUGUUGAAGCCAAAAAGUGGUAGCAUAAAAACAACACACACGCACACGACGCUGACAGUAGCCCCUUUCACAAUUUGUGUCGAAGCUUGACCCGCAAAUUUGACAGAUUGUGUGGUGUAUGUGUCUUGAAUUUUAAUGACACACAGAAUCCACCGUGGAACUUGACAAAAAAGUCAGAUUUUUUUUAUGGUUGCCGUUAGUUAUGUGUGAAGCGGUACGGUGGGGCAGCUGGCCUCUCAUUUCUGAGGACCAGGGUUCAAUCCCGCCCCUCCCUGUGUGGAAUUUGUAUGUUCUCCCCGUGCCUGUGUGGGUUUUCUCCGGGCACUCCGGUUUCCUCCCACACCCCAAAAAGACGCAUCAUUAAUUGGACACUAAAUUGCCCCUAGGUGUGAUUGUGAGUGUGACUGUUUGUCUCGAUGUGCCCUGCGAUUUAGUUCACGGUGUACCCCGCUUCCUGCCGAUGACCGUUGUGAGGAUAGGCGGCUCAUAAAAUGGAUGGAUGGAUGGAUGGAUGGAUGGAUGUUAUGUGUGAAAUGUAGUAAAGCAAUAUUGUUGGUAGCUGUCGACCCACAAAUUUGCGGCGAUGCGAUAGAGUUGCACUAGCGUUAGUAUGGCACUAGCGUUAAACUCUUUCUGUGUACCGAUGCUUAUAACCAGGUGAGCUAACACUAGACCUGCGCUAACGCUAGCGCCGGAUCACCGCAUAAACUACAGGGUUGAAAGUGUGCUAAAAAAGUUGCGGCCUGUUGGCCGGAAAUUACGGUAUCUUUCCCCAACUUUACACGAAGGGAUGUCCGCGUGAGAGGCAACAAUAUGGAAUCACCAUUAUCAGUCGAACUGCAAAUUUUGCAAGGUUACCUUUGGGUUGUGGGCAGCACGGUGGAUCAGCUGGUAAAGCAUUGGCCUCACAGUUCUAAGGUCCUGGGUUCAAUCCCGGUCCCGCCUGUGUGAAGUUUGCAUGUUUUCCCUGUGCCUGCGUUGGUUUUCUCCAGGCACUCUGGUUUCCUCCCACAUCCCAAAAACAUGCAACAUUAAUUGGACACUCUAAAUUGCCCCUAGGUGUGAUUGUGAGUGUGGCUGUUUGUCUCUAUGUGCCCUGUGAUUGGCAACCAGUUCAGAGUGUACCCCGCCUCCUGCCUGUUGACGGCUGGGAUAGACUCCAGCACUCCCCGUGACCCUGAUGAGGAUAAGCGGUGAAGAAAAUGGAUUGAUGGAUGGCUGGAUAAAUUUCGGCAGUGUAAUAUGCAGUAGCGUGGUAGGGGUGCUAGAAGUCGACCAUGGCUUCCAGGGAAGUAACAAAGCCGAAUGCGGGAUGCCCUGUCACCGUGAAAGCGCACACAGUUGCCUCAGAAUUCCACCUUUGCAGGGUUCUGCGUGAAAGCCGCUAUAUUCUAUAUAUUCUAUAUCUUUUGUCACGGCUGUCGUGGUCAGUAUGCGGGCUCUGUGUGUGAAAUGUGUGAUUAAAAAUCAACUUCACACUGCCUGCGGCCUGCAGUUUAUCUACCGAGUCACAUCCUGUUUUGCUUGGUUCUGUGUGGAAGGCUGCGAUACAACAAUUUGUGCGGAAAACUCUGCGUGAAAGGGGCUAUUGUUAGUUUGUCGCUGUCCAGUGAAAAGGUCCACACAUUGCUGGCUUUAUUUUGAAAGCACAUGCAAAAAAGAUGUGCGAAAAUUAUUUCUUUCUAUGGGAUUACAUCAUGUGAAGCCCUCCGUCCCUGCACUGAUUGUACAAGCUCACAUAGUUUUAUUUUUUUAUGACUUUUAAUUUUUCUCGUCUUUUUUAUUUUGGUGGAGCGUGUGUGUGUCUGCGUGUGUGUGUGUGUGUGGUCCAGUGGCUCUCGGAGUUCCAAGAGGAGGACCUGUUGGAGGGGAAAGCCCCCACCCCAACCACAAAAAAAAAAAAAAAAAAGUGGUCGAGGAAAAGAUACUUUUAACAAAUAAGUCUCUGUUGUGAUGGGGAAAAAAAAAUUAUUGUGAAGAAGAAAAUGAACAUUUGGAAGUGAGCUCAACCCGUUUGUUCAUAUGAGUGGAUGUAUGCUAACCAUCAUUGACCACAAAAGUUCUAUCACAAAGAUAUAAUAAAUUAAUUAAAAAUUUUGAA
Molecule: messenger RNA, 8490 nt
Organism: Syngnathoides biaculeatus (alligator pipefish)
Lineage: Eukaryota; Metazoa; Chordata; Actinopteri; Syngnathiformes; Syngnathidae
Gene: mgat3b
Product: beta-1,4-mannosyl-glycoprotein 4-beta-N-acetylglucosaminyltransferase b
Biological process (GO): protein N-linked glycosylation; N-acetylglucosamine metabolic process
Cellular component (GO): membrane
Molecular function (GO): beta-1,4-mannosylglycoprotein 4-beta-N-acetylglucosaminyltransferase activity
Source: RefSeq, a predicted model, not a curated record